AGUUCUUAUAUAUUGAUUGAUGUACCCUGCCUUUUCUUCUGUCAAAUCUCUCUGAACAAUCUAAACAUAAAAACAUAAAUUUCUAUAUGCAACUAAAGAAGGUGGCAUCUAUGUCUUCUCGUACUGGGAGAGAUUUGCAGAGGUAUAACGUCGAGGGUUGUCGCCAAGUUGUUGGCUGCAUUCCGUACAGAUACACAAAAACAAACCAAUCCAUUUGUGGGACAGCAACAAUUCAUGAUUUGGAAUUUCUUUUGGUUAGCUCACAGACAUGUCCAAGAAUGAUGUUCCCCAAGGGUGGUUGGGAACAAGAUGAAUCCUUGGAAGAAGCAGCUCAUAGAGAGACCUUUGAGGAAGCUGGGGUACAUGGAAAAGUUGGGGUUUGUUUAGGAUCAUGGUACUUUAAGAGCAAGAGCCAAGGUACUUUUCAUGAGGGGUUCAUGUUGCCUUUGUUUGUGACAGAGGAGCUAGACCAUUGGCCAGAAAAAGAUAUGCGCCAAAGAUCAUGGAUGUCAUAUAAGGAAGCAAUGAAUGUAUGCUUCCAUCCUUGGAUGAAGGAAGCUUUGGAUUGCUUGGUUUCUCAGCUCAACCUUUCCCGGAGAGAUGAAAACGAGCCAAGAAAUGGUAUGGCAGCCGAUGAAACGUUGAGGAGCGAAGAACAAGUUGAUCGCGAUUUAGCCCAAAGUGUGCAAACCAAGGACGGAGCUUUGACAGUGGAAGAACCAAGAAUGAUCCUUGCUGCCCAAAGUUUGAUAGAUGGAAGUCCCGGGACUGCAUACUUGUUAGAACUGUUGAUCACCGAGGGCCAAACCAUAGCGUUAAGUCUGCAAAGAAAUUUCGUGGAUCGGGUUAUGGCGAUCCUGGUGACCGAUGAAACCCUGCUUAGCAUUGUGGCUCAGAAGUUUAACCGAAAGGAAGAAAAAACCUCGGACAAGGUGUCUGACAGAGUUCUUGAAGGUCGAGGAUCCCAGACUAGGUAUUAUAGCUCAAUCCUCUGAACACGAAGCUCAUCGUUGUCUAGUUACUUAGUCUAAGACUGCUUUCAAACAAUCCCAGUUUGAGCUAAAAGUGCAGAAAACCAACAAAAAUUAGCUCGAACAAUGUAGAUUUUGUACAAACGUUUAGAAAGUUAGGGGUGUACAGACUUUUCUAACUCGACGGUUCUGUGAAAUUAAUCAAAGAUGAGAUUGAUUGAUUCAUU
Molecule: messenger RNA, 1198 nt
Organism: Ipomoea nil (Japanese morning glory)
Lineage: Eukaryota; Viridiplantae; Streptophyta; Magnoliopsida; Solanales; Convolvulaceae
Product: nudix hydrolase 18, mitochondrial-like
Exons: 5
Coding region: 87-995 (302 amino acids)
Cellular component (GO): nucleus; cytoplasm
Molecular function (GO): pyrophosphatase activity
Source: RefSeq, a predicted model, not a curated record